Messenger RNA from Pyrgilauda ruficollis (rufous-necked snowfinch), 1102 nucleotides. RefSeq names its product cytochrome c oxidase assembly factor 1 homolog. Gene Ontology annotation, biological process: mitochondrial respiratory chain complex IV assembly; mitochondrial respiratory chain complex I assembly. The transcript is spliced from 7 exons. Gene Ontology annotation, cellular component: mitochondrial inner membrane. The record is from RefSeq and is a predicted model, not a curated record. Lineage: Eukaryota; Metazoa; Chordata; Aves; Passeriformes; Passeridae. Bases 446 to 865 code for a protein of 139 amino acids.
GCAGCGCCUCCGGCCAUCGCCCCCUGCCGCGCCCCGCCGGCACCGCAGCAACGGCGGCCCCCACGGCGCCCGCGUGAGCCCGACGCCGACCGCGGCUGCCGUGGAGUCUGGAUAAGAGCUGUCAGGAGGGCUUUCUAGCCAGUUUGAGGCUGAGUGAUAGCAAUCUUGAACCACAGUUUUAGAGGAGUGGCACCAAAAGGCCUGUUGUUAACACUGAGUGCUUUACAGGACAAGUAGCACUCCCUGCUUCCUCAGCUGCCUGAAAAUCAAGUCAUAGAUACUGACCUUCAAUCCAAAUAAGUUGGCCUGUUGUGUUGUAGGCUGUGCAGAGGCACAGGGACAGCAUAAAGCAAUUCCUUUGAACUUCGGAUUGCCGAAUUCAUGACCUCACUCCCAGCAGCAAGGAAACCAAGAAGCUGUCCCACAGCUUUCUCAGGGAGGAAAAAUGCCAGCUUCUCUGAGAAAACUGCAGCAAAUGGCUGUUUUCAUGGGACUGUUCAGCGGCGGGGGAUGCAUCGUGAUGUAUAAUCUUAUGCAAAAAAGUUUUGCCAGGACCCAGUAUUACCAGCAAGCUUUGGAGCAGCUGAACAGCAAUCCUGAUGCCCUGGCAGCCCUGGGUGCCCCCCCUCUUAAGGUUCACAACAUCCGCCUGACAGAUGGGAGCAAUCGCGUGGACACAGAAAGAGCGCGGAUAAAGUUACCGGUCUCUGGAACAAAAUCGGCGGGCUACCUCUACAUUGACUCGGAGAUGGACCACUCCCGUCAGUGCUGGUGCCUUCAGGAUGUCACCUUGAAACUGCGGGAUGGGCAGAAUAUUCCCAUUUACCACUCUCCAGUGGGAAGCAUUGGUGUGCAAGAAGGCUAAAAAUCAGGGACAGCUGCAUCUCCGCCUCCCAUUGAGCCAAAGGAGCCAUUAAUCGAUUGCAUCCUGCUGUGGCUGUGAAUGUACACAGUUGUUAAAAGUGACAGUUUCACUUAAGCGGGUGCUCUCAAGACAAUUUUCUCUCUAAGAUUUACCUCAUUAUUGUUGUAAUUGUAAUUUCUUUCUUUUGCUGGCUUAUUUAUGUGUUUAACAGAAGCCUAAAAUAAAUACCUUGCAAAA